AUGUUGGUCAACCCUGCUUUAUCUUUGCGCAUGAUUCGUAUCUGCGUGGCCUGCCCCAGCAUUCUGAGGCUUCGAGGCAUUUCUGCGACUGGCCAUGGCUACUUUAAGACACAGUAUGGCAUCGCACGUUGCCCUUACCUUCAAGAACCUCCUUGCAUGCACAGCCUCGUCGUUCUCGUCCUCGGCAUGAGUGAUAACUCCCCCUCGCCCUCCAGCGCGGCCGGGUCCUUUCGGUUUCGAGGCGAGGCGGCGGGGGGCAGUGGUUUUCAGUUCCGAAGGCCUUUUGCCAGGCCUCCUGAUGUCCUGCAAGUUUUCGGUGCCAAGUUGCUAGGCGUCUGA
This is a messenger RNA of Prorocentrum cordatum, 339 nucleotides long. The record is from the annotation of a GenBank genome assembly. Lineage: Eukaryota; Dinophyceae; Prorocentrales; Prorocentraceae.